This is a messenger RNA of Nematostella vectensis (starlet sea anemone), 3800 nucleotides long. RefSeq lists its product as uncharacterized. Gene Ontology annotation, cellular component: PcG protein complex; transcription regulator complex. Lineage: Eukaryota; Metazoa; Cnidaria; Anthozoa; Actiniaria; Edwardsiidae. Gene Ontology annotation, biological process: regulation of transcription by RNA polymerase II. The record is from RefSeq and is a predicted model, not a curated record. Gene Ontology annotation, molecular function: DNA-binding transcription factor activity, RNA polymerase II-specific; RNA polymerase II cis-regulatory region sequence-specific DNA binding. Bases 113 to 3283 code for a protein of 1056 amino acids. The transcript has 2 exons.
AAUAAACACAUAUAGGUAUGCGCUUCUAGCGGCGGGCGCAUUUAGGUGAUCCCAGCGUACUACACACAUCGUCAUUUCCCUGGUUUUUGGGAAUUUCCAAAUCCUAACCAGGAUGCCGAGAGCAUUUCUAAUCAAGGCUAAAACCCGGGUUCCUACCCAAAAAAAGGACAGACCAAGUGAAGAUGAGCCCACAAGUGAACAUUCAGCAUGGGAUUCUUACAGACAAGACUUUCCCGUGGGUGGACGCGUGACCAGUGAAAAUUUCCCAGUUCAUGUCCCCGAGGUUGUCAGGAAACCCGAUGCCUACCAAGAAUUUAAGAACAAGCCAAAGGUAUCGAUUGAAACCCGAGACGCCAGCCAGAUCUACAGGCCACGAGUUUCAAGCCCACCUCACGAUUAUCAACAAGUCAACAACGCAGAGCUUCGCACUGUGUAUAGAGAGAAAAAUAAGCGCGCUCUCGUGGACUCUAGCGUCUCUACCGAGGAAUCUGCGACGAAAAAAACGCGUCAAGAGCUUCCGAAAAAGAACAAAGUUCAGAAUCAUGAAUUUGAGGGAAGCGAGCGCAGGCGAGGGAACUUUAAUUCCAUGCAAGCAGAGCUCGAGACAAGAGGGUUUAGAAAUUAUACGCAUGGACAGCGCCAUUACGCUAAUGAGCGCCGUGAUAACGAGCGCAGAGAAAGGAGCAAGAAACCUCAAGGGAGUGCUGAUAAAGAGCCUCACACUCAACACCGACAGCACUCAUUUGCAUUGCUGAAUGGCGCCGAGUCAACCAACCGAGAAAAAAUGAGCCUUUCACGCCGGAUUGACGCGAACAAUAACGGGAUUGAGAAGAAUGAAGGCUUGGACAAUGUGAAGAUCGUGGAGUAUCACUCAAUCAGCGCUCCGAGGAGAGAAAAUUUGUACAACGAGAACAAUCAGCACGGGCAUGCCAGAACACAACCACAGGUAUACCGCGAGCCUACCAGGACCUCUACUGUUGCACACAGCAUCCCAGCUCCUGUUGCAAGUGUCCCACAACCACCUCCACAACCAGCCCAACAACCAGCUUCACAUCCAAGCGCAUCUAGCAGACAGGACGAAGCAAAAGUUGUGUACGUUCCUGUCUACCCUGUCGCCCAGGGACCUAAUGGGGUCAUUUAUGAACCCAUUCCUAAUGCUACACCCAUUAUGGCAAAGGACGCUGUAAAGUAUGAGCCACCACAGCAGCAGAGGCAGUCCCCACCCCAGCCCAGCCCUACUGGUGCACCCCCACAGAGACCACACCCACCACCUCAGCAGCCGUCACCCCGCCCACCCAUGGGGGUACCACACAGAGGGUAUGAGCCUCCUCAGCCCCAGCAGUUAGCAGCCUCACCAGCACCUCAGCACUUCCUGCCACGCCAACAACACCCUCAGGGUCAGGUCAUAGUGCAACAGCAGCCCCCCUAUCCUCCAGCGCACAGCGGGGCAGUGUCAUACACCAUGACAAGACCAGUGCACCCACAGUACCAGCAAACGCAGCCAAAUCAUCAGCCGCAGCUAAUCUACACUCAGCCUUCUCCCCCAGCCUCAGCACCAGUCACCCCACAACAGUACCAGCCCCCAAGACAUGCAGUACCCACAUCCCAACCAUACCAGGCAGUGCAGCGGCCUUUCAACGGGCAGUACCAACAGCAGCAAGCAUACCAGGCAGCUCGCAGUCCUCCAGCACCUGGUCAGCCCCAAUACCACCCUGCCCAGCAGAUACAGUACCAGAAUCCUGGCAACUACAGGGUUCAUAGGGGCCCGCCACAGAGACCCCCACCACUGCCAUCACAGCCCCAGCUUGCAGAGAAACCAGCUCUGCAGUCACCGUCGUACCCCCAAGAGAGUGCUAGUAGGCUUCCCACACCUCAUUACAGUCACAGCAGCCAUGGACAAGAACCAAAGUUUGUGUACACUUCACCCCCGGCAGAGUUUGCCAGUCCUGUGUAUAGAGUUCCUUCCAAGGAAGGAGAGAAGAAGGAUGACCAUUUUCACAAUGGCAGCCACAAGAGUGGGUCCAGAAAGAGAAAGUCUUCUAACCCAGCUCAUGCAGUACCACAGGGGCAGCGUCACAUCCAGGCUGUGCCAAGCCCUCCUGACAGCUACUCGGAGCAGCCAAGUCCAGUUGAAGCUGAGCUGAGGUGCAGCGAGAGACUUGUGGGCUCCCCUCACCAGGGUCGUAGCCCACUCAACAGAUCCAGCCUUAUCAUUACCCCACCCGGAUCGCCAAACGAAGAGAAUAGCAUGGUAACUGUCAUGGUACGUGACCAGGGAAUCCAGGCUUGCCCUCGUCCUGGCUGGGAGCAGCCAGACUCACCUCAUAUUAACCAGAUGAACCGACCUCCCAGUCGUAACAACAGUCUGCAAUCAGAGAGCUCAGAGGAAGGGGGUUCAGAGGACGAGGAUCCAGACGACUGGCCUACAGAGAAAGAAAACAUGUACACAGAGGAUGGAACGCUGGUCGUACAUAUCCCCUACUCUCACUCACAGCGUAAGAUGAAGGGUAGGCGUGGAAACGUGCGGUUCACAUGUCGUUAUUGCAGCAAGGGAUUUCAAUGGCACUCGCACUUGGCCUCACACGAGCGCACUCAUACAGGAGAAAAACCUUUCAAAUGUCCAGAGUGUCAGCGUGCAUUCUGCCGUGCUGACGGACUACAGUGUCACAUGCUUGUGCACAACAAGAAAAAGAUGUACAAGUGUAACUUCUGCGGCAAGGGAUUUAAUGACAAGAUUGUGUUGGAGAAACACAUCUACUCACACACAGGAGUGAAGCCAUUCAAAUGCGAGUACUGUGGAAGGGCAUUCAGUGACUCUCUCUCUAUUGAGAAACAUUUACUGGUUCACACAGGCACAAAACCAUACAAGUGCCAGUACUGUGUGCGUUCCUUUAAUGACUCUCAGAUGCUUGUUAGGCAUAUUAGGAGCCAUACAGGUGAAAAGCCAUUCAAAUGUAAGCACUGCUCUAUGGCAUUUAGUAAGCAGAGUGCACUUAUCAUUCACACUCGCGUUCACACAGGUGAGAAACCUUAUAAAUGUCCACACUGUACUAAGUCUUUUUCAAUCUCAGGUAAUCUUCAGCGCCACAUACUUAUACACACAGGUGAGCGUCCGUAUAAAUGCAGUAAAUGUCCUAAAGCAUUUAACAACCCUAGCCACCUGUCCCGGCACAUUAGCAAGCUACAUGCGCCACAACCACACACUAAGUCUCCAGAGUCAUAUGCAUACCAGGAGCCUAUCCCUGAGCCAUAUGCACCAGCACCAGUCAUGACACAACAGUAGAGAUGUAUUACAUAUUAUAUUUAUAUUUAUUCAGAAAUAAUAUUAAGAUCAACUUUAUAAGUAGAGUUUACACAAUUUCUUUCAAGCCUGUAAUAAGACUUCUGUAAACUUAAGUUUUUUUUUGUUUUCCCUAAAUAAAAAUUUCAUUAGGGACUUUAAUCCUUAGUUAUCCAAGCUUAUUAUCUGAUGAUAAUACCUGUAGUGAAAGUGUGGUUAUUAAUGUAGUCAAGUUGUUUUGAUGUAUGAAAAAACAUGUAAAUAUUUGUAUUAGCCCUGUCUUUCAAGGUUUAUUAAAUAUAGACCUCAACACAGGCAUAUUUAUAUCAUAUCUUGUACAUAGUUAGAAAUAGAACUAUGUUGGGUACUGCAUUUUCUAAAAUUCACUUUACUCCAAUUUUGAGUGCAAAAUUAAAAACUAAAGUAAAAAGAAAGUGGUUUUGAUAGCUCCAGCGUGAAAAUGUAUGAUGUUUGAUGUAUGAAGUUUAUGAUUUCUGUAAUAAAUAAGUUUUCUUGAAAA